AGAAAAGAGCAGGGGGGGGAAUGUCUGAGUGAGUCUGAAAGAACCGGUGGGCAGGAGAGGACAGACGCUCGGGACGAGGAAACACUGGUUUAAAAAUACUCCCCCGGUGUCUAGAAAUAGACUCAAGCUUUCAGGACAACUUGGUCAGCGGCAAAAAAAGUGAACUUUUAUCUGUUUUGUUUUGUAUAUUCUUACAGUUGUUGUUUCUAUGCGCUUUUUCGGUGGGGGCUAAACGUCUGUUGGACAGCCGUGCGCAUUUUGGAUCAAAACAACAACACAAGGGAGGACACAAGAGGACUUGUGAGUGUUGUCCACACUCUGUGUCAUUCUGUUAAAAAGGGAACUGAGAGGAUCGGAUUCACUUUCCACAUUUGCGGAUAACCAUCGGAUCAUUUCGGGAUAAAAGCGCACAACUUUGGAUGUUUGAGAUGCGGUGAUGGAGUCCGGCGCUGUUUCCACCGUGACUUCGCCUCUCGUCAAGCUGCUUUUCACAGGAGCCAUGAGUUCGUCUAAAGUGUCACUUUUGAUCCUCACGGUCGCUUUAUGCGCUUGGAGGGACGUAACCGCGGGGACACUGACAGAUCUAGAGUUUGAGCGGAGUCCUGCUACUGUCAUCUCCUCUCUGGGCAAACCUGUUUGGCUGCACUGCGCCCUGACAGGGACAGGGGGUGAGGAAGAGGACCCUCCUGAUGUGCUGUGGCUGAGAGACGGUAUCCCACUGCAGUUUGCGGACACCAACCAGUUCCAAGUUCACACCGGCAGCAACAGUUGGACGAUCAUGAGCACACUGGGUAUUGACAAGGUCCAGCUUCUGGACAUGGGCUCCUACCGAUGUGCUGUUCUAUCAGAAAGCCACCAAAUUAUGUCCGAGGAGGGGGCCAUUCAACUGGAGGGCCUUCCUCAUUUCUCUGUGGAGCCUCAGCACAUAUCUGUCGUGGCCAACGUUUCCCUGAGCCUGAGCUGUGUGGCCCAUGGUCCUCCAGAGCCGGUCAGGGUCAUCUGGCUGCAGGACGGUGCUCCUCUCAACUCCCUGACCGAUGCAGUGGCCCUGUCGCCCUCCACGCUCAACCUCACAGGUUUGAACAGGACCAGCACUUUCUCUUGUGAGGCUCAUAACCGCAAAGGUGUGGCCACAUCUGGAUCCGGAACCAUCACCGUUCUUCCAUCUCAGCCUCAGAACCUGACAGCUGUGGAGAUCACCGAGACCAGUCUCCUACUGUCGUGGCAGCCAGGGUUCGGUGGAGACUACUCCAUAAUCCACUGCACUGUUCAGGCCAAACACUUGGAAGAGUCCGUCACCUCAGGACCAGAUAAGAUAAUCCACCACCAGAACGUAAACGUCCCACCAGCCACACACCUCAUCGGGGACCUGGAGCCCCACAAUCUCUACACUGUCCGAGUGGCCUGUCACAGCAGCCAGGGCCCGUCGAAGUGGUCGCCCUGGGUGGAGCUGCGCACCAGAGAAGGAGUGCCAGAAAAUGCUCCUGUUAACGUGACGGCGACGCUGAACGGGACGGAGGUGCUCAUGACGUGGGAGGAGCCUCCAGGGAAGCUGAACGGAGAGCUGCAGGGCUACUUGGUGGAGUACAGCACACCGGACACUCAGCAGUUGGUCGUGGACGCUGGACUGGACAAUGAGCUUUUGGUCAAUCUGUCUGUCCCCCUGUCCAACGUGUCCUUCCGGGUGUGUGCCUACACAGGAGCGGGAGAAGGACCCUGGACGCUCACACAGACCCUGACACUUAUUGCCCCCGAAAUGGAGGAGUUUAGAGGUCCGUCGUCGCCCCCUGCCUUUUCCUGGCACUGGUGGUAUGUGGUGAUGGCCAUUGCCGGCGCCGUGUCCAUAGCUGUGCUCAUGGCUGUUUAUGUGGCCAAGCUGCGGCGCAAGGAGACGCGCUUUGGAGAGGCCUUUGAACCCAUGAUGGAGAGCGGGGAGCUGGUGGUGAGGUACCGUGCUCGACGCUCCUACAGCCGCAGGACCACAGAAGCAACACUGAACAGCCUGGGCAUCAGUGACGAGCUGAAGCAGAAGCUCCAAGAUGUGAUGGUGGACAGACAUAAACUAACCCUGGGAAAGACCCUGGGAGAAGGGGAGUUUGGCUCAGUGAUGGAGGGUCUGCUGACUCAGGAGGAGUCUGCCCUCAAAGUUGCUGUCAAGACUAUGAAGAUCGCCAUCUGUACCCGCUCAGAGAUGGAGGACUUCCUGCGUGAGGCUGCCUGCAUGAAGGAGUUUGACCAUCUCAACGUAAUGAGACUUCUGGGUGUUUGUCUGCAGACUGUGGAGAGUGAAGGUUACCCCUCCCCUGUGGUCAUCCUGCCCUACAUGAAACAUGGAGACCUGCACAGCUAUCUGCUGUACUCACGGCUGGGCGACUGUCCAGUGUACCUCCCGUCUCAAAUGCUGGUGAAGUUUAUGACGGACAUCGCCCGAGGUAUGGAGUACCUCAGCAACAAGAACUUCAUCCACAGAGACCUCGCUGCUCGCAACUGCAUGCUCAAUGAGAACAUGAAUGUAUGUGUGGCCGACUUUGGCCUCUCUAAGAAGAUCUACAACGGUGACUACUACAGGCAGGGCCGCAUCUCAAAGAUGCCUGUCAAAUGGAUCGCCAUUGAAAGCUUGGCCGACCGCGUCUACACCACAAAGAGCGACGUGUGGUCCUUUGGAGUCACCAUGUGGGAGAUCGCUACCCGGGGCCAGACUCCCUACCCCGGCGUCGAAAACAGCGAGAUUUAUGAUUACUUGAGGCAGGGAAACCGUCUCAAACAGCCUCCAGACUGUCUGGACAGCAUCUACGCCUUGAUGUUCUCCUGCUGGCUGCUGAGUCCAAAGGACCGUCCUUCAUUUGAGUCCCUGCGCUGCGAGUUGGAAAAAGCCCUUGAGGAUCUGCCGGACACCCAGGACCCGGACGAGAUCCUGUACGUCAACAUGGACGAGUCCUCCAUGGAGCUCGGGGCCGUCGGGGGCCGCGACCCCUUGGUGAUGCCGUCCCCUCUCUGCCUGAAGGGCUUGGACUCUGUAACCACGGUGGAGGUCCACCAACCCAACCGCUACGUCCUCUGUCCCCAGCACGAGACGAACCGGGCCCUCUCCGACUCCCUGGAGAGCCUGGACAUGCCGGUGUCUUCGUCCACAGCCACGCUGCCUCUACAGCCGUCCUGCCACUCCACGCCCAACGCCACUCCAGCUCCAACACCCACCGUGGAGCUGCUGGAGGACAGAGAAGGGUCCAGAAAAGUUCCCUGGUAGUGAUGUCAUGUCCUCACUGACUGGUCAUUACCGCCAUUACCUUCACCACAGUCCAAGAACUAGAUCCCGUCUCUUGCUACUGACUGAAAGAAACCUGAUGUGCCCUCAUGCAUGUACAUAUUUUGCACACACACAUACACACACGCCGGAGACAUUCCAGGGAAGUGAAGGAUAAGGACUAUUUUCCUUUAUCGAUUCCCCUCCUGUCAGACCACGCACAGUGUAAAUCAAAGAACGACGUCGUUUCUCACACUGCAGCACAAUCAGAGAAAUCCAUUGCCCGUCGCUACAGCAAUAAAAUACCACGUCUGUAUCAAUACAACUACCUGUAAACAACAGAGCGAUCACCUUUAUGUCAUUAAGCUAAAAAGAAAACAAACCCACAAAAAUCAAAGAUCUCUGUUGGAAACCAGCUCAGACACUGCCACACUCGAUCUACGAGUGAACAAACUCAGGAGCUCCAGCUUUCCAGAGACUAACACGGAGAACUGUCACCCGGGGAAAACCUCGCCUGUAGAAACCUGAGGAUUGUUGGGGGAGGAAAGGGAGGAUAGAAGGACUGAACCAGGAUUUGUAGGCUCAUACUCGUUUGUCACAACUUUCACCAACAGCAGCAGAGUGAAAUAUGACCUGAAAUGCAAUUCCACUGUGGCCUUUAGUGGCUUUUUUUAUGUGAAGCUUUUGUGAAUGAGUUUGUGUCACAGGCUGACGUAUGAAAGCACAAACCAAUCACGUGUCCAAGCGAAACAAGUCUUUCACCUGCUCUCAAGGUCCAAUUCAACUGGUCACAACUCAGGAACCUGAGACUGAGGUACAAGUCAAAUCAUGAGGGUACAGAUGAGAAAAGGUCGGCAGAUGCACUGAGGGUCGGUACGGACGAUGGACGAUUGGAGUGAAGCUCCUCACAUUUUGGCACAAGCACAGUGUUAUUACACAUUUUUGUACAAUUCUAUUUGAUGCUGAUCAUUUGUUUUUCUACAACUUUUGCACUAAUGUUUUUUUUUUUAAAUGUGUAUCAGUGUAUUUUACUUUUUUUGUAUAUCUUUUGUGUAUACUCUCAGUCAUUAUCAGAAACCUUUCCACAUAUAUAACCCAUAUUUACAUAAAGGCAGAGAACAAGGCCUGUGAAAGUGUCGAUUUCUGUCCAUGAACGCAGACUGGGAAACACACGACUAACCUCGUCAUCUGACAUCAUCCAGCCACUCUUUUUUAUUUCGAGUAUAUAUAUAUCCAGUUUAUAUAUAAAACCUUUUUUAUGCGAGCCUUGGCACUGUAAAUGAACGACUGUUACCGACAGAGUCAAGGAAGUAGCUGAAAAAAAAUGUACGUGAAGAUCGUCCAACAUAUCCUGACAUUGUGCAUGCACUUAUUUUUAAAGGGGACUUGACCAUGUUCUAACACACAUUUUUUGGGAGUACGACAUUUGUUAAAACAAAGCGCUGUGUGUCUCCGUUGUAUACGUGAAAAGGUACUUAUGUAUAUUACACAGUAUAAAGUGGUAUGUUAUACGUGUAGCAUUGCUGAAUUCCUCGUGAAAAGAUGGUGUACAAUUCUUGCAAAUGUCUUUGGUACUGUAAGCAAGGUUUUACAGUGGUGCUGAGGCUUAUAACGGACUGUAUAUAUAUACAAUUUUGACAAAAACUGUUUUGUACCAGACGCAGUGUUUGAAACUGAUAGUUUAGGUGUUUUUGAAAUGUGGUUGUGUGAGUUACUGUCAUAUAAUCAGCCUGCUAAUGUCUGCGACAUCUCAAGAAGACCUUCGUCAGUCUUAUCUCGCCAUUAAACAGCCUUUUGUAACAGGCAAAUGAUGACUCUUUACCACCCGCACCAAAGUCCAUACAGAAAAUCGACGAUUUCACGUCACAGCACACAGAUGUUGCUGAUGCGCUACUGCCUGCAUCAUUAAGUUCAAGUGUGUUAUUCUGUCACUUUUGUGUUUUAAAUCCGUUGUUUAGAUUUUACUCAAGUGACACAAACUUACCAAAUGAGGCAGCAGUUGACCAGCAGCUCUCAUGUACCUGUAAGCUAGAAAUGCCAUUUUUUCCUAUGGAUUUUGGUGUGGAAGAGUGAGUGAUUUACAGUUUCCAGAUGAGAGAGGCUGUCUAGUGGUGAGCUAAAGCAGCAAAAUACUACUUAAGAUAUCGCUCAUUUAAGCAGAUUUCAUCAGCCGAGCCUAUUGUUAAGUGGCUAAAGUCAUUUUAUUUGUGUGCUGCAAAGUGAGGGCGAGUGUUCGUGUCUCAGGCAGUUUUUUUGGCAGCACUAACAAACUUCAUUCAACCACGUUUCUAAAAAUCUGAACCAUCAAUUUCAUUGAAAAGAAAAAAAAAGAUUAAAUGAUCUCAGAAUUUACCAAGUGCCUUCAGAGAGCCAGUAUUUGUGUCACAGAUGUGUGUGUGGCUUGUGUUUCUCCUGGUGUGUUGAAUUGGGAGAAGACUGUAUAAACUGCCUUUAUAUUGUCUCUGUCAUGAUUUGUAAAACAGAGGGUUUUUUUAUAUAGUGCAUACAGUAUUUUGUAUAAGAAAUAAAUGUGUUCAUUCAUGAA
This is a messenger RNA of Solea senegalensis (Senegalese sole), 5789 nucleotides long. RefSeq names its product tyrosine-protein kinase receptor UFO. Gene Ontology annotation, biological process: protein phosphorylation; cell surface receptor protein tyrosine kinase signaling pathway; cell migration. The transcript is spliced from 20 exons. The record is from RefSeq and is a predicted model, not a curated record. Gene Ontology annotation, cellular component: signaling receptor complex. Bases 437 to 3247 code for a protein of 936 amino acids. NCBI's taxonomy places the organism in Eukaryota, Metazoa, Chordata, Actinopteri, Pleuronectiformes, Soleidae. Gene Ontology annotation, molecular function: protein binding; ATP binding; transmembrane receptor protein tyrosine kinase activity.